AUGCCAACACCCACCACAAUGUCUGCUGCCAGUGAUGCUGGAGAAAUCAACCUACAUGCUCAACAGAAAGAGCAGGGACGUGCCAGUGACUAUGAAGAUACCGAUAUCGACUCUGCUUAUGGUGACUCCGUCGCCAGUUCGACAGCAUCGCUUUCCGCCAGUGUUCUCGAAGACUGCAAAAUUAACGGCCGCACCUACCACUGCAAACGCAGCAGGGGACAGUCAUGGAACCCCAAUGAUGAGAAACACUGCGAAGCCUUGGACAUUCUACACGGCGUGUCAAUCUUGAUGCAGGAUGGGAAGCUUUACCUAGCCGAUCUCGGAGACAACCAUAGGGUUCGUUGGCUAAAAGUACUCGACGUCGGUUGCGGAACAGCCCGUAGUGAUUUCGCCGACAGUCACCCCCUCGCAGAAGUCAUUGGGAUAGACAUCUCGGCACGACAACUGCCAGACAGCGACCUCCCUUUGAACGUCCGAUUCGAUGUGGACGACAUUACCGAAGCAUGGACAUAUCCUCCCAACACUUUUCAUUACGUCCACGUGCGCUGGCUUACGGGAUCGAUAGAAGAUUGGAUCGCUUUAUAUAAGGAGAUUUUCAAAGCGUUAAAGCCAGGGGGCACAUUCGAGCACAAGGAGUCGUCUUGCAUGAUUCGAAUCGACAACGGCACUCGUGAUCCGCAGUCUGCGCUUGCCAAAUGGGGCAAGAUGUUUAUAUCAGCUGGUCAGAAGUCUGGACGCACGUUUGCCGUUGUGGAGGACGACAUACAACGGGAAGCUAUGGAGGCUGCAGGAUUCAUUGACAUCCGUGUCGUCAACUUCAAGGUACCGAUUGGUAGCUGGUCAGCCGAUGAGAAGGGCAAGAGUAUCGGAGCGGCGGUGGACCGGGCGCUUCAGGCAGAUCCGGAAGGCUUCAUAAACAGGCCGUGGGGUGAAUCACUGGGAUGGGAAGAGGAUAAGAUGAUGGUAUAUGCAGCCUAUCUCAGAAACGAGCUCAAGGCAGGCAAGUCCCAUGCAUGGUGCUCCAUGAAGGUCGUCAUCGGCAAGAAACCCUACACAGACUGA
Molecule: messenger RNA, 1062 nt
Organism: Microdochium trichocladiopsis
Lineage: Eukaryota; Fungi; Ascomycota; Sordariomycetes; Xylariales; Microdochiaceae
Product: S-adenosyl-L-methionine-dependent methyltransferase
Exons: 7
Coding region: 1-1062 (353 amino acids)
Molecular function (GO): methyltransferase activity
Source: RefSeq, a predicted model, not a curated record